This is a messenger RNA of Rasamsonia emersonii CBS 393.64, 969 nucleotides long. RefSeq lists its product as uncharacterized. Bases 1 to 969 code for a protein of 322 amino acids. The transcript has a single exon. The record is from RefSeq and is a predicted model, not a curated record. NCBI's taxonomy places the organism in Eukaryota, Fungi, Ascomycota, Eurotiomycetes, Eurotiales, Trichocomaceae.
AUGGUGCUGGCGUUCGUCUGCGGCUGGGGCAUUCCCGCCCUCAUUCUCGCGCUGAUGAUGGUGUUCACCGGCGUCUCGUAUCGAUUUGGUGACGUCUGCCACAUCAACAGCCCUAACAGCCUGGGAGAUUACUGGAUUCCUGUCAUGGUCAUCGCUGGCCUGUCUUUGUUCCUGCAGGUCGUGACAAUGGGGUACUGCAUCCAUGUCUAUAUCAAGUCCCUGUCGGACCCGGACCCGACGAGCACGACCAACUCGGGCCUGCCGUCGUAUUCGGGCAGUGUGCGCACGGUGACGGCGCGGCAGGCGUACAAGCGAGUCCGGCGCGUUCUUCAGCUGCAGUGGAGAUCGAUAGCUUUGGUGCUCACCAUCAUCGCCAACGUGAUCUUCUUCGCUGUCGUCUUCGUCCGGCUGAACAGUUCACUCGAAAAGACUCCCGAAAACCUGCAACGGGCCUCCAAGUGGCUCUUGUGCCUGGCGUUGAGCCGCGGAAACGCGAGCGAGUGCGCAGCGGAGGCUGCGGGGGUGGCGCUGAACGAGGCGACGCUGCUGGCGGUGCUGGUGCUGCUGUCGAUAUCCAGCUUCUGGAACUUCAUCUUUGUCGUGCGGUGGUCGAUGGUGCUGGGGUGGAUUGACUUCUUCAAGGGCCUGUUCGUGCACCAGGUCGAGUUCGUGUCGGCGGAUGCCCGGUCGCGCUUUCCCGACUCGCGCGCCUACGAGAUGCUGAACUCGCGCCAGCAGACCAUCAAGACGCCCGAGCCCGUCGUCACGUCGACAUCCACCACGCUGCGAGACUCGGACGGCAAGGGAUCCGACUAUUACGGCCGCGAGGCGAAGUACACCAGUCCCGCCAUGAGCUUCUCUUCGCCUCGUCCUCCCAGUUCGCAAAACCCCGGCCGCUACUGGGAUCCGCAGUCGAGCUUUGCCCGCUCGAAUUCCACCUACAGUCACCAGAAUCCCCGAUAUAUGUGA